AUGCAGUUUGCAAAGGGCCACGAUAUGUCCUUCGACUACAACAUGGACGGGCUCGGCGUCAUCUACAUCACCGUUCCCACCGUCUGGACCGUUGCCUUGGUCGCUGGCUCAAUCUUCUUGUUCCGCAACCGCGACCUACCAGCUCUACGCAUCCGCAACAUCCCUCUCUGUGUCGGUGGUGUGGCUACUCUUCAUGUCUACUUGUUCCUCUGCAUGAUCGCUUACGUUCUCAACGGCAACUUCCCUUGUGCGACUGAGUUCUGGAUUAUGAGUAUCUACCUCCCUCUGGGCAUUGCACUCUACCAUGCUUCCAACACUCAGCUGCUCCAUGUGGCCAUGCUGCAGAAGAAGUUUGCUCCGAAAGAAGGGACAGGCAACAGCGGUGGCUCUGACGCAAAGAAGCCAGCCUGGCGGAUUCUGGUGCAAAAGCUGAGAGACUCUGGCCCUACCAAGCGGACUUUGCAUCUCAUUGGCAUCGGCAUGAUCGCCCAGCAGUUCUUCUUUGUCCUCAUCGUCUUCCUCAUCUCGAAGAAAUUUCACGACAACUUCGGACUUGUCGAGUGGGUCAACAAGCCUACUGACUAUCGCGAACAAGCCAGCCAGUGCCGUAAGGGGUGGGAAUGGUGGCCAUCUAUUGCCUGGCAGUUCGCCUGGUCGUGGAUCUACGCUCCUUACCUGCUCUAUAAGGUCCGAAGCAUCAAAGAUACACACGGAUGGCGCCUUCAGACCGCAUGUACUUGCAUCGCCGGUCUUCCUGCUUCGCCCAUGUGGCUUGCCGCACUGUACCUUCCUGCAAUGGCCCCGUCAACGAAAACUUUUGUUCCGCCUCUAUGGUUCGCACCCUCAAUCAUCCUGAUGCAAGGUUUCGUUAUAUUUGUCCCGUGCUAUCAAGUCUUCAAGAACCGUCGACUGGAGAAUGAGACUCGCCAGAUCAUUGCAGAGUGGGAACACAAAAAGAAAUACGGGAGCACCUACAGCAGUGACUCAACAAAAGCUGGUUCGAAAUGGUCCUCCUCAGAUUCGGCGAGGAGCUUUAAGAGCACACGCAAUCCGGAACUCUACACCCUCAGCUCGCUCGAGAAGUGCUUACAGCUCAACCCCAAGCCACUCCUGCUCUUUGCGGCCCUCAAGGACUUCUCUGGUGAGAAUAUCAGCUUCUUGACUCAUGUUCACGAGUGGAAGACUGGCUGGGCGGUUCAGUCUCCUGUCAAGGCGAACUUCCUUCGGAAGACUGAGAUCCGACCUACCAGCGACCGACUUCGUCGUCAGCAAUACAAUCUCGCCGUACGCAUCUAUUCUUCCUUUGUCAGCAUCCGCUACUCGGAUUUUCCCAUCAACAUCUCUUCAGCACAUCUCCGGGAACUCGAGGCGCUAUUUGCGGGCGCUGCUGCAAAGAUCAACAACCAUGCUGCCGACAAUGCUGCCACUCCAUUUGCUGACUGCACGUCCCGCUCUACCGACAUGGAGCACGGCCUACCAUCUGAGACUCUGGCUGCCAACAGUCAUGCUAUGGUCGACAUCAUGCCUUCCGCCGAGAGAAAGCACUACAGUCAGAUUCAAGCCGUUCGUAUUAGUUUCGAUGGCAACCUUCCCGAAGAUAUCGAGGUCCCUGCUGAAUUUUGCCCUGGCACAUUCGACCGAGUUGAAGCCAGCAUCAGAGAAUUAGUGCUGACCAACACUUGGCCCAAGUUCGUAAACGCUGGCUUUGCCGAGAAUGUGGAGAAGCCGACUCUGAAGGCGCGUGUUGAGGGUUGCUUUGGCGAAGUUGGCGAUAUGGUGUCCAAGGCGGUCAGCAACGUCAGUCCCAAGCGCAAGUCGCCUCGGUGCGACCAUGAUGACGGCGAGAUGGGAGGCACUCGCUCCAGUUCGGACGAGCAGAAGCUUGUCGGAUGA
Molecule: messenger RNA, 1893 nt
Organism: Cyphellophora europaea CBS 101466
Lineage: Eukaryota; Fungi; Ascomycota; Eurotiomycetes; Chaetothyriales; Cyphellophoraceae
Exons: 4
Coding region: 1-1893 (630 amino acids)
Source: RefSeq, a predicted model, not a curated record